This is a messenger RNA of Bubalus bubalis (water buffalo), 12572 nucleotides long. It is a transcript of the gene CREB5, whose product is annotated as cAMP responsive element binding protein 5. Lineage: Eukaryota; Metazoa; Chordata; Mammalia; Artiodactyla; Bovidae. The transcript has 10 exons. The coding region runs from base 4360 to 6195 and encodes 611 amino acids. Gene Ontology annotation, biological process: regulation of transcription by RNA polymerase II. The record is from RefSeq and is a predicted model, not a curated record. Gene Ontology annotation, molecular function: cAMP response element binding; DNA-binding transcription factor activity, RNA polymerase II-specific.
UGUUAUUGGGGAAAUUUGGACCAUUCCACUGAGAUUGGAGUUUGCUGUGAACUAAGAAUCAGUAAUGGCCUACCAUGAUUUAGAUGGAGAGGCAUCAGUCUUGGUUGAUUCCAGCAAAACAGAUGAUGUGGGUUUUUCCCCUUUGGGCUCACUUGUGACUCGUAAGUUUUAAAAGACAUAUUGACAGUAUUUUGUAUGGAGUAUACAAGUUUUUUUAUAGUAUUUGUGUUUUGCCGUGUUUGCCCUCUGUGAAGUGGUAAUUCCAAGUAUAUCCCUAAAUGCCCGGCAAAGCAUUUGAAUGGAUUGCAUCAGCCAUUGUGGAAGAUUUCCCAUUUUAGACCAGGAGGAAUUUGUGGGGUCAAACACUGAACAAUGAAAGAGUUUCUUGCUCAUUGAGAGGCCAGUGGAAUCCAGUGGCAGUUUAGGGUUUGAAUUGUAAAUCAAACCUGUCAUCUCCUUGUGGACUGUGAAAAACCUCUACUCACUGCUUUAUACAACAUUUGGGUUUGUUAUUAGGGUUUUGUAUUGUUUUCCAAAAAUUUGAAGGGAAAUUAGACUCUUGAGGCAUUUGUUCACUGAAGCUGAACUUUGGAAAAGAGGAACAAAAAAGUAGUACUAUUUGUAAAGAAACUCUUAAAUGAUUAGACAGCUCCCUCCACAAUUAUUACUGUAUUUAACCAAAGAUAUGGGCUCACUCAGUAUUACUCAAAAGACCCUCUCUGGGUGCCAUACACAAUCCACACAUGGUUAAUAGACUGGACUCCAGUGGUUUCAGUGUCUAUGACAGUAUUAAUAGACUGAAUUCAUAAUGAAUUAGUAAUUUACAUGUGCAAUUUAAUGAAAACUAGCCUGUUACUUUCACCAAAAGCAACUUUGACUUUUUUUUUUCAUUGAAUCUGGUGAGAUUUUUUUUCUCUGGUCAUAACUGGGAACAGGUGGAAUUAUAGGCCUGCAUAACCUCUUGCCUUGUUGAAAACUUGGCUAUGGGCCAAAAAGUUUGAGGACCACUGCCUUAGGAGUAGGAAAAAAGCAAGCUGUUUGAGACGGUUUAUUGUGAUGAUUCAGGAUUCAUUACCCAUUCCACAAAUAUUUAUUGAACGCCUACUAUGGCAGCUCUCUGCAAGUGAAGCCUGGAGUAUGGAGGUUGCCAAGCAAAACCAGGUUCAUUAAAACAUCCCAGCUAGUAAAACAACUGAAUGGGAAAUGAGAAGAUGAGGCCUGACUUCUGAGGACCAAAUGCGGAACAACCUGGCUAAAAUCAUGUCUGAGUAAUUUGCCCCCCACUUGAUGUAUGAUAAAAGAAUAUACACAGGGCUUUAGUAGAAGUCUGUUUGAGAGAAUAAUUAUUACAAUAUGUGCUUGAAAAGAACCAUAAUGAUAGACCAUAAAAAUAGAUCACGGCUCUUGACUAAUACAUCAAACCAGACCAUGCUGGUUGAUAAAAGUAAUGAAGCCUGUGUGGUAGAGUGCUACUAUUUAGUAAAACUUUCACCAACACCCACAUAGAAUGGAAUGAGCAAGGGUAUGCUGUUUACAGAGGGUAAAUAUGGGAACACAGAGCAUCAGAGCAUCAGAGUUUCACACACACACACACACACACACACACACCCCCAUAUAUGUAUAUACACCCACUCAGACCCUAUUAAUCGCUGAAAACUUCUUUAAUUUUAACAAUUGCCAUUCUACCUUAGGACUUAUUAUGCCAGUAGUACAUUGCCAAAACCUUUUUUUCAUAGAUCCAUAGCAUGUAAUAUAUUGACACAGAUUCAUUUAUGUUUAAAUAAUAAAAUAAUACAAUAACUGGUAACUCAGUUGAACAUGAUAAACUGAACUCUAUUUGAAGGCAGACUCAGCAGUCUGCUGAUCAGCCCUAUUCCUCUAAAUGUGGUGUUCAGACAAUGAAGGCUUGAUAAGACAGCGUAAAUCUAUAGGGCUGAACUUUUUUUAAAAAAACUAAUCAUUGGUCCAGUCUCCUACCACUAGCAUCAUAUGACCGUGAUAUUUACUGCAGUUCAUAUGCAAAUUAUAUCCAAUAAUUAAAAUAGGUUAGGUCAUGUUGACAUAAAGCAGAAUUGCUAAACUUACUGUUAAGGGCCUGAAUGUACGGGAAAAGUCAGCAUUUAGGUGGACUAAGGUUUGGGACAGAGUUGUGAAUAUAGCUGAAAAAUACUUCUUUGUCAUACUGAUGUGACAAGGCCUGGUCAGUCUCUCUCUUCUUUUUAGCUUAUUAAUUAAUCCCUUUAACCUCCAGCAGUAGCACUUCCAAUCUUGACCACUUCUAUUGGCUGGACAUUAAUGAUCAUCACUACUUCUUUCAGAUGUAAGCCAUACAUGUAUUUAUAUGGCACUUUUUCAGAACUUUUUCAUUUUACUGUCAUGUAAUCUUAAUAUUGGUUAAUAAAAUGAUUAAUACUGGCAUUCUUUGGUUACCUUAGCAGCUAAAGUUCUUAAGUGAUGUCCAAGAAAGACUUACCUACUUCUCUUUUAUGCAUAAGGAAUAGUUAAUAUUAGAGUGAGGUUCCAUAAUAUUUGUCCACAAAGUCUCCUCCCACCACUUCCAAACACACACACUUAAAUACACAGACCUUUCUCCAUAACUUGUAAAGGGCUCCCUAACUGGUCCAUGUGAUACAAGGAUGAAGGAGCUGAAGACUGAUAUUCACAUCCCCAUUGUAAAGGAGGGGAAAUUAAGGUAUGAAACCGCUGAGCGACCUGGUAAUGGGCAGGCAGAUCAUGGAUGCAGAGAUAGAAAAAUUCCAAGAAAGUGUUUUAAAAAGUUCACUAGAAAAUCAAGGCAUAUUUAAUAUUAAUGGUAACCCAAUUACCUUGCUGUUAGUUCUAUCUUGGAUCAAAAUCAUUUUCUCAGUGUUAAAGUCAGUCUUUAUUUGGAGGCUUAGAAGUAAGUUGUCAGCACUCACGGGGUGAAGAGGGAUGCUCUGAGAUAAGUGAUGGCAAAAUUUUUGAACAAUGAGACGUGAGAAAUCAUUUUAGUUGCUCAUGACUUUCCUCAGACAAGAACAAGUGGAAAGCUUCUAAAGAUAUUUGUAGUUUUUUGUCAUCUAAAUAUAAUAGAGUAAAAAAGCUUAAAUAAUAUGCAUAAAACAAGAAAGCUGUAAAAUUAUGCUACAUUACUGCUUUGGUAAGGUGACUAGUAAUUUCAAAUGGCGAGUGGAAAGGGUAUUACUUGCUGAAAGUUGUAUGAGGAUGAAUAGUGAUGUGAAGAGAGUUUACAUUGUAAAAUUUGUUUUCUUUUUAAUGUCUAACUGGGAGUAUUAUCUAAGGCAAGUCUUUUUCCCUUUGUGUUUCAGAUAAGUGAAAGUAUGCCUCUAUUUCCCAAAGAAUAUAUGUGGAUAUAUUAGUGUUUGGGGAAGGGUUUAAUGACAGACAAAUUAAAAUUGGUUGUUUUUGCAAGAUGAUAAAUAGAGUUUUCUUGGAUGAAGGGUAACUAUUCCAUGAGUGAAGCCGAGUUUCCUCUGCAAGAGUGAAGGUGACUUGAGACUCUUGGAAUCACUUAGAAGUAGCAUUCUAAGGAAGCACAUGACUUCCUUUGUUCAGAGACAGAACAGUAGGUUUUAGUUCUAUAAUAAAGCCGUGCCCCACCAGCAGCACGUGAAGCUUAUUUAAACUCAGUUGCAAAUUGGCAAAAAGAAAAUUAUGAUUUAGAAAACUAUUUAAAUUGAGGAACUUCAACUGCCUAGUACUUCUUAUCGUAUAUUUUUUAAAAAUUAGGUUGCUAUAUAGAUUAGUAACUACACAAUCAUGUAUACUGUACUUUUAUUGGUUUGGGGGUGAUUUGCAAAGAUAAUUUUGAUUAUACUCGAUUUUUGCCUAAUGAACUUACCUUAGAGCCUAAGCCCCACUUAAGAAAAGACCCCACUGUAAUUUAACAUAUGUCUGUGAUCAUAACAUAAGGUUUUUCCCUGCAAAGCUACCUUAUUCCAGAUAACUUAUCUAGAUCAGGGAGGCAGCCCCUUUAAUCUAAUUUUAAUUUCAAAUCAGCCUGUAAAACCAAAUUAAUGGAAUAUUUAAGGUAAUGCUUUUUGUAUUUUCUGAUUUCAUCCUUGCACAACUUGGAUAGUUUUUGUUGAGGUAUCAUCAAAUGCCUGAAAUGAAAGGGAAUUUAAGGCUCACCGCCAGGGUCAUUUGCUAAGCUGGCAGUAGCUACCUUGUUCAUACGAAAGCUCAGUGGGGUGAUCAUGGGAGAAUAAUUUGAUGUUCAGGGUUGGUCCUCACACUGAUGAUUGCCCAGUAACUACCCUCCUCUUGCUCUCUUAAGCAGCCAACCCCAAAGGACUGAUGCAAUCUUUGCCUAGGAACCUUCUUGCAUAGGUGAAGGGUCUUACCUGGAAAUAACACCUGAUGGCUGUUAUUACAGAUAGAAUAUCUGCGGUAACAGACAUUUUUGGAGUUGCAUUUUGUUGGCAAUUUUCCCCUCAAAGUGCAGUAAAUAUGCAUCCGAUAAAAUAUAAUAGGAACUCAGCUUUCAGGGAGCCUAAUAAACCUCAGCCAGGCAGGACCUAUUGUUCGUGUUCACGUUUUCCUCAUCUAAUGUGGGAAUUAGCAGAGGAGAGUGCUCCGAACCGCUGCUUUUCUCAUGUUUCUCAGGUAGAAGCAGGAGAUAUUCACGAAUUUCUGUUUUCCUUCCUCCCUUUCUCCCUGACCCUUCAGAUUUAUGAGGAAUCCAAGAUGAAUUUGGAGCAGGAGAGGCCGUUUGUCUGCAGUGCCCCAGGCUGCUCCCAGCGCUUCCCAACAGAGGAUCAUCUGAUGAUUCAUAGGCACAAGCAUGAAAUGACUUUGAAGUUUCCCUCAAUAAAAACAGACAAUAUGUUAUCAGAUCAAACUCCAACCCCAACGAGAUUCCUGAAGAACUGCGAGGAGGUGGGGCUCUUCAGUGAGUUGGACUGCUCCCUAGAGCAUGAGUUCAGGAAGGCUCAGGAGGAAGAGAGCAGCAAGCGGAAUAUCUCGAUGCAUAACCCCGUUGGUGGGGCCAUGGCGGGGCCUGGAGCUCACCAGCUCGGCAGCGCCCGGAUGCCCAACCAUGACACCAGCGUUGUGAUUCAGCAAGCCAUGCCGUCACCCCAGUCCAGCUCUGUCAUCACGCAGGCCCCUUCCACCAACCGCCAGAUCGGGCCUGUCCCAGGCUCUCUAUCUUCUCUGCUCCAUCUUCACAACAGACAGAGACAGCCCAUGCCAGCCUCCAUGCCUGGGACCCUGCCCAACCCUACAAUGCCGGGCUCUUCUGCCGUCUUGAUGCCAAUGGAGAGACAAAUGUCAGUGAACUCCAACCUCCUGGGAAUGCAAGGUCCAAAUCUCAGCAACCCCUGUGCUUCUCCCCAAGUCCAGCCAAUGCAUUCAGAAGCUAAGAUGAGGCUGAAAGCUGCAUUGACUCACCACCCUGCUGCCAUGUCAAAUGGGAAUAUGAACACCAUGGGACACAUGAUGGAAAUGAUGGGCUCCCGGCAGGACCAGACGCCGCACCAUCACAUGCACUCACACCCGCAUCAGCACCAGACACUGCCGGCCCACCACCCCUACCCGCACCAGCACCAGCACCCAGCACACCACCCUCAUCCUCAGCCCCAUCACCAGCAGAACCACCCACAUCAUCACUCCCACUCCCACCUUCAUGCACACCCAGCACAUCACCAGACCUCGCCACACCCACCCCUGCACUCCGGCAACCAAGCACAGCAGGUUUCACCAGCAACACAACAGAUGCAGCCCACCCAGACAAUACAGCCGCCCCAGCCCACAGGGGGGCGCCGGCGAAGGGUGGUGGAUGAGGAUCCUGACGAGAGGCGGCGGAAAUUUCUGGAACGGAACCGGGCGGCCGCCACCCGCUGCAGACAGAAGAGGAAGGUCUGGGUGAUGUCACUGGAAAAGAAAGCAGAAGAGCUCACCCAGACAAACAUGCAGCUUCAGAACGAAGUGUCCAUGUUGAAGAACGAGGUGGCACAGCUGAAGCAGCUGUUGUUAACGCAUAAAGACUGCCCCAUAACAGCCAUGCAGAAAGAAUCACAAGGAUAUCUCAGUCCAGAGAGUAGCCCUCCUGCAAGUCCCACCCCCGCAUGCUCGCAGCAGCAGGUCAUCCAGCAUAACACCAUCACCACUUCCUCGGCAGUCAGCGAGGUGGUAGGAAGCUCCACCCUCAGCCAGCUCACCACUCACAGAACAGACCUGAACCCCAUCCUCUAAAAUCUGUGGGUCGCACCUUGCCUUCAAGAAGAGCUGUUGCAUAUCCUGCGUCCUUUCUUUUAAGGGCAUUUUUAGAAUUAACUCAGACCUGGAAGACUCCUCAGCCCUUCAAAGACUGGCUUUCAUUUUUAUAGUUAUUAUGGAAACGUUGUCUUUUAUACUUAGUUAUAUAAGAAAAAAGGGAGUUAUGCAAUUAAUAAUCUAUCAGCUUGGGAAAUGCUUUGGUGCUUUUCUCCAAUUUUCUGGUACCAGUUACUUGUUUAUAAACUGAACUCUUUCUGUACAUAGUCAUGGUUUCAUUCUUAUCAGUCAAACCCUUUGCCUGAAAUGUUGAAUCUUGUUAAACCGCAGCUUUUAGCCAAAAUGAGGCAUGCAUAGAUGUCCGGUAAACAGAUUGCAAGGCGACUGGGGGGUGGAGUCUGAUGACAUCAUAACUCAUGUUGAGUUUGUGCUAUGAUGUCACCAGAAUGCCAGGUAAACAUAGAGCCUUUUCCACAACUGUUUCUCUUACUAUUAAAAAAAUAUUAAUAGAAGCUCCAUUGAUGUCCAAAUAAAAUCAGCAAGGAUCUCGCCACUCCUCCUCCUCCUCUUGGUCCACUUCCUUGACAACCCAAUUUUCCUUUCCAUUUCCACUUUUACCUGGGCUCCCUGUUGACUUUUUAUUGUUACUUUCUUCUAUUUUAUUUUUUCCCUUUAGCAUUGCAUGUAAAGAAGAAAAUAAUGUUUAAAGGAAAAAAAAAAAAAAAAAAAACUAAUGCGGACCUAGCCUUGACUUCCCUUGCAUGUGACCCACAGCUGGAGUUCAUUCAACUCUUGCUUUUUACACAAGAGUAACCAGGAGACGUUUAAUGUGCCUGAUUUAAUGUUUUUAAUAAUCAGAACAAAUAAAAGGUGGCUUAGCCAUAGGUGAAGCACUGUUGAAUGCCAGCUGUGGAGACACUAGGGAAGGGAGCUUUAUAAGCCUCAAUUGUGAAAGUCCAAAUUACAAUGCAAGGCUAUAACAUCACACCCUCGAAUUACAACUGGUUUUAUAUGGCCUGUCUAUAAUGUUGAAAAUCCAUGUACUAUAUAAUAAUGCAGAAGGGCUCUAUUCACUACACGGAUUACAUUGUUCAGUCAUCAGCUGCUAAUAGCCUAAGAUUUAUUAUUGUUUUUUUCUUAAGCCUAUGGAACCGUCUUUGCUGUUCUGGUGGGUGAAAGUAGACAAACUACUGGAGGAAGAAAGAGAGAAAGAAAACUUCAUGUUUCCGUAGAGCUGCUCUCAGCCCUUCCACCACAGUUAAAGCACUCUGGCUGUUGAAAGGAUCCCAUGGAUAUGGCUACUCCACUCUUCUGCAUAAUUCUGGUUUACAUUUUCAGCAACUCUUCUGGACUUUCCCAUUAUAAAAAGCAGACAGUUGUGCCUCCUUGAAACAAGCCAUUUUACUUGGUGAAGGUUUUCAUAUCACAACUCACAAGUAACGGGGGCUAAUGUUUUGCUCUAGUGCUCUAGGCAGGGCUGGUGUUUCAUCUCUAUGUGAAUGCUUGACCUCCAAACAUGAGUGUGUGUGUGUGUGUGUGUGUGUGUGUGUGUGAGAGAGAGAGAGAGAGAGAAAGGGAGACAGAGACAGAGACAGACAGAGAGAGGGGAAGAUUAUGGGAUUUAAAAGAACAGUAUUUUACAAAAUGUGUAGCUUUUUUAAGAGUUCAGAAUAGGGAAGGAUGUGAUUUUUUUCUCUCACUAUAGUAUAAUAAUCUAUUUUGGAGAAAAAAAGAAAAUAUAAGGGUCAUGAAGCAUGGUUUUUAUAACUAGUUUUAGUUUUAUCUAAUAACUUGCUUUUUAAAUCAAUAUUUAUCAACAAUCUUUUCAUGUAUGCAGUGCUUUCAAAAAGAAAGUUUUGAGUUUCCAGGAAAACUCAUAACUUGGAUAUAUGAUCUAAAAAAAUCAAAACAAAAACAAAAGCGAAAAAAAAAAGAGAAAAGAGAAAAAAAGAAAAAAAUGCAAACGAGAAAAGGAUUUUCUAUUAUAUUUUAGACAAACAUAUCAUUUUUAAGUAUUUUAAAUACUGAAUUCAUGAUUGUUUUAUUUUGUUUUGAAUCCCAGCAGGAAUAGCUAAAUGGUUUAACCAAACUGGCUUCAUAAGAAGUUUAAGAUUUAGCUCAAAAAGCAGUUAAUAGCCUUAUCUCUAUUUUGAAAUCAAAAAUAGUUUUUUUCUAAACUCCUUCCUAGGACCAUUUAGGUGUCCCCCUAAAAAGGAGAAAGAGCUCAUUGAAAUAUUUGUUUGGGUUUUUUAAUUUUUAUUUUAUUUUUGUUUUGCUUUAAGUGAAAAAUAUUUUCUUUCUUUCCUGCAUGCAUAGCACUUAAUGAAAUGGAUUUUUUAAAAAUCCACUGGUGAUAUCAGAAUGUCCAAGGAGUGGGCUGUCACUAAAAUUGUGGUUUACUUUACUUCUGUUCCACCUCUUAAUUGAAAUAUUUAGUUGUGAAACCGAAAGCCUCUGCAGUUAAGAACUUGCCUGAGUUUUCUUAAUUCAGCAACUUGACAGUUUGACUGAUGUGCAUUAUGUAUAGCUCAAUUAUGUCUGUUUUUUAUGCUAAGUAGGCAAACCAACCACACACACGUUAGCAAACGGGCCUCAACGUAUAAUUAGAAUACACUGUCUUCUUGUUAUACUCAGGGCCUUUAGGUAUGUUCAUUAGUGGUGUGGAAAUAGAUUAAAUGGAAGAUGCCAGCGAAUCGUCAGCGCUUCUUGAAAUCCUGAGCAGAAAAGCUCACUGGUCAAAUCUAGCACUCAGCUUAUCAAUAUGAAAUAUUUCACUUGAAAGCCUGGCUUUCACCAGACCAUCAUAGAAUCAUUGGUCUGCCUGAACAUCUAUCCUUCUUGCCCCACACUUUUUGCCAGUCUGAGGAGACAUUCUGCCCUGUUCUCCCCUCCCACCCAGCUACUAGGCCACGCACUCAUAUUGUCAUAGAUGGGUUGCAGUGACCUUCAGCGCACGCAUGCUAAGAGGGGAGGGCUGGCAGCCAUGCGCUGCCUCUCCUCGUUCCCAGGUGGGUUGCUAUCAGCAGAAUCUGCCUUUGAAGACACUACCAACUUGGCCUGGAAACUUCCACAGCACCUCCCCUGCCUCCUGUGAUGGGAACUAGCUUCCAAGAUAGGGAUGCCUGAUAGUGUUCCUGCCAGGUUGGUUGUCACCUACUCUGAGCUAUUCCCAUCUCAAUCGUUUCUCCUAAAGACAUUUUUCAACAUAUAUGGGGACAGUAGAGUGGAAAUCCUCCCUGUGGAUGAAUGCACUCAUUUUAAGGCCUGGUGUGGGGUUGAAUGUUUUCCCUCUUCCCUUCCCCUCAGCCCUCUCCUGUCUCCGCAUCAGUGUUCACCCGUCGGAGUCUUUACGCGGCUGUGGGGAUGAGCAAUUUGUAUGCUGUCACUGCCUGCGUCCUUAUCACAAGGGUUACUUACUCGGAGCAGUUGCUGUUUGGAGCCUGUCGGGUUCAUGAAAUCAAACGCAGCACGUGUUCUGAACGGAGGGGCAUCCACGGUGAAUGUUCAGGUAGUUGUUCUCUGUUAGUUCAGUAAAUCAUUGUGUGUCAGUUGAGUUUGUCAUUAAAAUCAACCAGCUGUGAGAAAAGACCAGCCAUUGGCUGGGGGGUUUUAAGCAUCUAUAACUGCUACAAACCUAGCCAUCCAGUUAGGAUAGAAUGUGCUUCUUUCUGGUUAAUAAAAACCAUCUAAGAAAAUAUAUAUGUAUGUAUGUGUGUAUACAGUGGAAUUCAAGGACCAAAGCAAAAUUUGAACAGGAAUCUAUUAAUUUAGAAUUUUAUAAGAUAUUUAUUAAUAAAUGUUAUUUUUAAACAUUCCAUUUGAACAAUAUUCUUCUGUAGGAUCUAUUUGUUUUUAAAGGAUUAGUUCAUAAUUAACUACUCUAGAUGUGUAUAUCUUCCUUUUUCAGGGUUUCAAAUGGCUAUUCUCCAUCAUCUGGUGGAAAUAUCUGUUUAGAUCUCUGUGCAUAGAAAUUUCAAGGAUUUUUAUUGCUCUGUGAGUUGUUUUUUAAUCUAUGUUCAGAACAGUUUUAAAUCAUCUAUUUCUUUUUUUUUUUUUUUUCACUUGUAAAGUAAGCUCUUUCCUUUAGGAAGCAGAGUUCAGCUAAAGGGAAUCUGUAACUAUAACUGGAACAGCUGUCUUGUUAAAGUGUAAAAACAGCUUCAUCUCUGCUUCUCCCCACUGCACUCCAACUUCCUAGAAUGCCUUGCACUAUUUAGCUUUGUUGGUGCUUUUCUUGUCCCUUCGCAAACCGUGUGCAGUAGCUUUAAGCCAUUCAAGUUCCAUUAUGCAGUGUAUCUGAGAAGGGAAAGGAAACGACAUGUUUAAAUUGGAAUAAAAAUGUGCCUAUGCGAACAGUAGCGACUUAGAAUCUCUCUUCUGCUUUUAAAAUAAUUUAUAUUUUAAAAUUGCACUUUAGCAUUUGUAAUCGUUGUCAGUUUCCCUCGUUCUCUUUCGAACCUCCUCCCUGUCCUCAAACUUGCCUUCACUCUUUCCUUCCCAGCCCCCUACCUCCCCCAAGCUUCCUCUAAGGCUCUGAACUGCAUCAUUUAAAAUACUUUAUGGAAUAUGUGCCCCAGGUACCUUUGUGUGCAUUCACCAGUAGCAUAGCCAAGACGCAUUCCUCACAUCCGCCUAGGUGAAGCCUGCUACGAGAAUGCCAAGGAAAAGAGCCAGUUUAUACUCUUUAUCCCUUUAUUCAUAGCAUGGUUUUUUCAAAUGUUAUGUAACAGACAUGAAGCAGCAACUAUGCUAUACUUCAGAAUUUUCUAUCUCAUCCUCCAAACCAAAGUGUCCUGAAGGAGCCAGGAGACUUAUUCUUUUCGUGCGUCACUGUGCAUGUUGGACUGAGGUCCUCACCAUCGUCUCUUUGGGCUGCUGAAAAAACUGUGGCCCUAACCAUUUCAUUCUUGGUUUCAAAAAUACAGUGUUGCCUUGUACCGUAAUUAGGGACAGCACCUCUUUUUUACAAUUAUAAUCUAAGAAAGGACAAGAAGACACUGAAGCAAUAAACUUAAAAGUAAAAUCCAAUACCAAAACAAAAGAAACAAACAGAAAAAAACCCUUGCUCAUCAUGUUGUGAAAUUGAAGAAGUGUAUGUCCAUUCAAAAUAUUUUACUAUUUCUUGUGGAGUUUUUCAGUGAUCUAAUGCUUAUAGCCAAAUUGCUUAAAGAGCAUUUAUAUAUUUUUUUUCUUAUAAAUUGUCUAUUUUUAAAAAAAAAAGCUAUUUAACCACAAGUUGAAAAGGGUGGGGGUAAGGCCAAAUCGCCAGCAUUUGUUAAAAGAUUAAUACUCUUAAGUGGCGCUCUGAUACCUUUCCAAGUUGAUCAUCACAGGGGGAUCAAUAAUUAUCAGCUGUUCUAUUUAGACCAACUUACAACAUCUAGCUCAUUAGAAGCCAGGAUUUGGAAAGCUCUUCCGAAACCAUUGAAGAUUUUCUUACAUUGAGUUUCAUUUUAUAGAACUUUCUAGGAUUUUUUGUUUUAACAGAAUCAUUUUAGCCUCAAGACUGAGAAUGUGGAGAGCCUGAAUAAAUUAGCUUUAAGUACAUCAUUAAAAUCUUAUGCACAAUAAGCUCAUUAGAAUCUAGUUUGCUCCUUUAGAAUACCAAGUCUAUAGAUGCUAUAGGACGUGAUGAAAGGUAUCAACCAUGCUGAAGUGGAGGGGGUUUCAGAGAAAGGGCCCUUCCCCACCAGCCAGCCAGUAGAACAGAAGACCUACUCACCCUUUUUCCUUCUUCAUUCUGCUAAAUCCACACCUGCCUCAUAGAGAGAGGAGUUCUGCCUUUGAGGUUUGUCUUGGAGAAAAGAUAAGCUUGAAAUGUUCUCCCUACAGAGGACAUGGGAUUUGGGAUCUUCCGAAAAGCCCCAGGGAAAAAAAAUGGAUCAGUUCGAAUACAGUGUUCUAGGACAAUUGGAAUAUAAGUAUUGUCCAAAAAUAGAAUUAAAAGAAGAAAACAAAGUUAGCAUUUUCCUAAGUGUUAACUAAGGAAGUCCUCAAAAAAUGGUGCUGUCACUUGGGGUGGGUGGGGUUGUUUGGAAUUGUAAACAGCAAAGCAUUUGUGUUUGUUUGUCUAUUUGUAAAGCAACCACCUUCCUUAUUGGAAGGAGAAAAAACUGGGGGUACAUACAUGUAAAUACUUGCAGCAGCAUUUAAUAUGUUUAAUUUUAUGUUAAGCUUUUUGUUGCAUCGUGAAGACAUUUAUUGUUACCAAUGGACAAUGAGUUCAUUAAGACUGUUCAACUAGGUCAGAUUUUUACAUCUCUUUAUAGCAAGAAGAGACAAGAUUUUGUGCAUUUGUACAAAUGUUAAUAAUAUCACUGCAAUUCCAAUAUAAUAAAGCACUUAAAUGCAAAUAA